Messenger RNA from Caenorhabditis auriculariae, 1965 nucleotides. The record is from the annotation of a GenBank genome assembly. NCBI's taxonomy places the organism in Eukaryota, Metazoa, Nematoda, Chromadorea, Rhabditida, Rhabditidae.
AUGUUCGUGCGAGCUUUUGUCGUCAUGAAUCUCGUCCAUUCAAUACUCAUAGCUACUCUGAUGGUUUGUUUUAAAAAAGAUUUUUCUUCAUCUCAAUUUCCCAUUUCUUUUUUUUCAUAAAUCAAUCUAUUUUGUUCUUAACUCAAUAGCACUUCAAAAGGGCUAGUAUAAGCUGAUAAUCUUUUGAUUUCUAGGAAGUCAGAAGACAUGAUUCAAAGUGGUUGUGGCUCAUUGAAAUUAACAGAAAAACGGAGAAAUCAAAGCUCAGAAGCGACUAAUUAACAAGGCAAUCAAAACAAUUAGUUUCUCGAAAUCAUCAAAGUUUUUUUUCAAAGUUUAUUGAGCCGAAAAUGGGAUUUUAGGACAUUGUCUUCACACUAGAAAACUAAGUUUAAAACAGCGACUUUUGCUGAUAAUAAUUAAAACUUUUCUAAAAGCGGCUAGCUUCAAAUUAAUGAGCCCACAAGCACAUACGUUGAUAAAAUUGAAAAAGAAACCGAAUUUCAGUCAACUCACCUGAUAAUGUGGCGAGUUUUGAAGCCGUGCGACGCGGUUCUUCCGGGUCUCGCCUGCUUUGCCUUCAGAUUCCCGAACAACUUUUGCUCCAUGUAAGCAAAUCUUCGAUUUUUCAGCGCACCUGAAAAUGUUUGAAAACCUUUAGAAUAAAACGAAAAAGCUUCAAAAAUCCUGGAAUUAUUUUUGUCAGAAUAAAAAAUCUUUUAAUUUACAAGGGAGGUAAUUUCAAAUUGGGGUCGAGAUUUCCCUGAAAAUAAGUCAGAGCACCCUUGGAAGUAUGAAACGAAGAUUUUAUAAAUCUUAACCUGCACAAGUUCCUUGUUUUUAAGAAUAGAUACUUCUAAGUCAGAGCCAACCAUCAAAGCCCGUUAAAAUAGGAUAUGUUCGUGCUUUGAUCUCUUUUUUCUCGAAAACUAAUAAGUUGGGCAGGUUGAGAUUUUCCGGAUAUACUUUUGGUACAUAAAUAACUGCUUUGGCCAAUUUUAAACAAAUUCUCAACCGCAAAGUAAAAUUAACUCAUUGUUAUAAACAUUUUCAGUCGUUUUCUUCUCAUUUAAACGCAAUCAGGAAACAAAAGCUUAUUUUUUUCAGAAUGGACACACUUCUCCACUGCGGGGUGAUUGUUGAAAGGUCGUUGGCCACAUUUCGGACCAAGUCUUACAGAAGUUAUGGCCAGAGAAGUGGCGUUUUGUUAUUAGUUGUCCUGGUGAGCCUUUAUUAUUUUUGAAACACUAAGAGAGAGGAAAUUUAGGAAAAUAAUAAAAUUUAUUGCAGAGCGUACUCGGUUUCUUGGCCUCUUCUUUUGCUCAACGAAAUUUUCCGAUGGGAGUUUCAUCGAUCUACUGUUCUGGGGCACCCAAUGAGACGAUCGCCGACAUGACGAUUGUUAAUUUGUCUCUGGCCGUUUUCGAAGUUUUAGUGUUCGCCUACACGACACUUCUGUAUUUCAUCAACGUGAGAAGGCUCAAAGAGUGAGUUCGAUGCGAAAUUUGAAUUUUUAUGAUUCAUAUAGGCAAAAAUACGACGAUCUCCAACGGAAGAGCCAAAUGACGGAAAAUUGCGAGGCUUUUCAGCUUCUCUUGCCGCUUUUCGUAUUCCACUUAAUGUUCAGCAUCAGUCACAGCAUCGCCACUUUUUUACUGGCAACUUUCCGCAAAAUAAUCACCGAUGAUUCGAAUUUUCGCGCUUUUGUCGCAUCCCUCUAUGUAAGUCUUCAUCUUUUUUUAAAAAUGAAAUAAAAAAAUUCCCAUUUCAUCAUUUUAAAACUAAACUGUUUCAAAAAUAUCCAUUCAGAUCAUUCCCUUCUAUACGUUCGUUUCACCAUUGAUCGUACAAAGAAUCAUAAUAAAAGGCGCCACCCGAAGAAAGGAAAAGCUCAAAACGAUUUUGAAGAAGCCAGACAACCAAGAUGAAGUUUAUUUCGGCAUGUACAUGGAGCAAUGGAAAUGA